CGGGGAGCUCGCAACAAGCGCUGUUAGCGUGGUCGCCGGUCCCAGAAAUGUGUCCAGUGUAUUCGGUUUGGACGAUACCUCUAAAAAGAAGACUGCCAGCUGCCAUUCGAACAUGACAAGGAAGAGAAGGCAGGGCUAACAUGACCAGCUGGUUAUCAAAAAACUCCCCUUUGAAGGGGUCGCUGGUGGCCCGGUUCCGUACCAUUCUGCCAGUCAAAGCAGAAGAGGAUGUUGUAGUGUACAGGGAGAGCUUCCAGGUUCACUGGAAGAUAGCCUGGGCCAAGAUACAGUCUUUGGAGGAAGGUGAUGCUGUCGCCAUGGAAGACGUGAACUGCGUGCUGAACCACGUGGACCAAGUUGCGUCUCUGCUCUGCUGGGAGCUGCGGUCGCCGGCCACGCCGGUCGGUGACGAGUCCCAGCCCCGCCUGCUCGACCUGUUCCUGGAGGAGCGUGUGCCCGAGCGCCUGCUGGCCUGGAGCCGCCGCUGCGGCGCCUUCGAGCCGCUGCUGCGUACCGAGCUGCUGCGCCUGCACGAGCAGCUGCUGCGCGAGGGCGGCGCUGUGCUGCUGGUGCAGCGGGCCGUACUGCGUCCACUCACCGAGCUGUUGCUCACCUGCCGGCGCGCGCGCUUGGCCGAGCUGGACCGCCAGCUGCUGCAGCUGCUGUCAACACUGUGCACUGUGCUGCACCGGCAGCCCGAGCUGCUCGACCUCUUCCUGGACCUGCAGCCGGACGGCACCCGGUGCUCGCCACGGGGCUGA
Molecule: messenger RNA, 761 nt
Organism: Pollicipes pollicipes
Lineage: Eukaryota; Metazoa; Arthropoda; Thecostraca; Pollicipedomorpha; Pollicipedidae
Product: FTS and Hook-interacting protein homolog
Exons: 4
Coding region: 141-761 (206 amino acids)
Source: RefSeq, a predicted model, not a curated record